This is a messenger RNA of Prorocentrum cordatum, 178 nucleotides long. The record is from the annotation of a GenBank genome assembly. Lineage: Eukaryota; Dinophyceae; Prorocentrales; Prorocentraceae.
GCGCAGGCUGGCCGCCACCCGAUCGCGGGCCUCACCGCCCCGGCCGCUGGCCGCUGCGGGGUGGCGGGGCCGCGACGCCGAUGCCCUGGGCGCGGUGGACGUAGAGGCGUCCGCGGCGCCGAGCCGGGCCUUCGCGCGCCGCGCGGCGCACGGGGCGUCCACCCCCGCCGCGGAGCAG